Thrips palmi is the source of this 1709-nucleotide messenger RNA. Its product is annotated as mitochondrial import inner membrane translocase subunit TIM50-C-like. The coding region runs from base 29 to 1204 and encodes 391 amino acids. The transcript has 9 exons. The record is from RefSeq and is a predicted model, not a curated record. Lineage: Eukaryota; Metazoa; Arthropoda; Insecta; Thysanoptera; Thripidae. Gene Ontology annotation, molecular function: phosphoprotein phosphatase activity.
GAUACAUCGAAGUAGCAAGGUAAGAAAGAUGGCUACGGUUUCAUGGAAAGUAGGAAUUUCGUCAAGAUUAUUAGUAAGAAACCUUACUAACAGCGUUAAAGUUAGUCGCAAUGUUGUGAGAAGGAAUUAUUCACUCCAGUCAAGCUUUACAAGGAAUUGUUCCGCAGCGCCUUACCGUUUUAACACAAGAUAUUAUGCCACAGAGACCUCUGGAGACAGAACUUCAAUUUUGAAACAGCUGGAGGAUGACCAGAAAAAGAGUUCCAUAUUAAAACAGCUAGAAGAAGAGCAGAAAAAAGAUGAAGAAGAAGCCAAAAAGCACAGGGAGCAGAACUGGCGCAAUACCAAGCGGGGCUUGAUUGCGUGUGGUGGAAUGAUUACAAUCUCUUUUGGCUACAUGAUAUUCAGUUUUGGGGCAACUCCGACAGAUGCUGAGGGAAAUCCUAUAAAAGAUGAGUUUUCAGACUUGCCUUUUCCUCAACAACACAUUUACAGAAUAUUUAAGGAGCUUGACUAUGUUAAGAAGUUAUUUGGAGAGCCCUCCCGUCAGAAGCUUCUUCCUGACCCUUUGACCUAUCCGUACAUUCAACCUCCAUACACCUUAGUGCUUGAAUUUACUGAUAUGCUAGUUCAUCCAGAUUGGACUUACCAAACUGGUUGGAGGUUUAAGAAACGCCCAGGUGUAGAUUAUUUCUUAGAGCAAGUGGCACCUCCUCUUUUUGAAGUGGUGGUCUAUACAGCUGAAUCUGGAAUGACUGUAUUUCCUAUCUUGGAUGCAUUAGAUCCUAAUGGUUAUAUCAUGUACCGUCUUGUGAGAGAUGCCACUAAUUUUGUCGACGGCCAUCAUGUUAAAUCCUUAGAUCAUUUAAACAGAGACUUAAGCAAGGUAAUAGUGGUGGAUUGGAAUUCUUCAUCUGUCAAGAUGCACCCUCGCAAUACCUUGCUCAUCCCUCGCUGGAAUGGAAAUGACAGUGAUAGAACACUUAUUGACCUUGCUGCAUUUUUGAAAAUGUUGGCAACAAACAAAGUAGAGGAUGUUAGAGAUGUUUUAGACUAUUACCAGCAGUUUGAGGAUCCUUUGCAAGCUUUCCGAGAUAAUCAGCGUAGAGUUUUGGAAAAUCUAGAGCAAACUGAGAAGGAACGGAAAGAUGGCCAACAAGGUCUUGCUCAACGGUGGAGACCAAGUUUCUUAAAGAAGACUUGAAGGUUAGCAUGCAAACGAAUUAACAAAAGGUUUCAUCCCAGAACUUUCCUCAAUCAUGUCAUGUCAUAAUUCCUCAAUCAGCAUUUACAUACCUAGUCUCAAGUAACAUCAUGAUAGUGAUAAGGAUCCCUUUUCAUAUUCACUUUUUAUGAUUUGAACCAAACAAGAAAUAUUCCUCCUUUGUGUGUUCAUAAAAUAAGUGUUAUAGAGUGAGGCAUAAUUGAUCAAAAUGUUGAUAGAUUGGCGUCAUAGGCAUCAAUGCUUUCCAAUUUUCAUGCUAAUGCUUAGUCAAGAAUCACAGCCUUUUUCAGAUUUGGCAGCUAGUGAAAUUCCACACUAUAUUGUUAAACCACAGUACCAAAAAUAUUGUGAAAUGAUGUUUUAAGUUUCAAUGUGGGUUAGUGUAUAAACUAGCAGUAUAUUGACUACAGUGUAGGGUGUUUCAAGAGAUGUUAAGUUUGGAAAAUUUACCAUUCAUUAAAAUAAAGAAGAUUCAAUUCAUUAA